Truncatella angustata is the source of this 1419-nucleotide messenger RNA. RefSeq lists its product as uncharacterized. Bases 1 to 1419 code for a protein of 472 amino acids. NCBI's taxonomy places the organism in Eukaryota, Fungi, Ascomycota, Sordariomycetes, Amphisphaeriales, Sporocadaceae. The transcript has 2 exons. The record is from RefSeq and is a predicted model, not a curated record. Gene Ontology annotation, molecular function: peroxidase activity.
AUGUAUGGAGUCAUCAUAAACAGCCAGGCGAUAAGCCUGCUUCUCCUUACGCUUUGUCAAUUAAUUACUGCUUUCCCGCAACUGACGUCGGAUCAGCUGGACGUCUACUUGCAGCAUUCAAAGAAAGACGCCAAGGAUUGUCCUUACGCUCCAAUUGUCAAACCAUACGACAACACGGGUCGGUCCAAAAGAGAGACAGUAUUCAACGCUCAGCAGCAGCGUAUCGAUGUGACGGGCGACCAUGCCUUCAUCCCCCCUAACUUCGCAGCUGGUGAUCAAAGAGGACCGUGUCCUGGCCUUAACGCGUUGGCCAAUCAUGGAUAUAUCCCUCGCAAUGGUGUUUCGGAUCUACUUACUCUUACCACGGCUUGCAACAAAGUCUACGGCAUGGGGCUCGACCUUGGUGGUAUAUUAUCAGUAGUGGGCACGGUAUUCACUGGAAACCCCAUCUCCCUGAGUCCUGGCUUCUCAAUCGGCGGACCAAGUCAGAGUAGCCAGAACAUCCUUGGGGGCCUCGGUCUCCUAGGUACGCCUGGCGGCCUCAUCGGCAGCCACAACAAGUACGAAGGCGAUGCCAGUGGUACCCGCGGAGAUCUUUAUCUUACUGGGAACAAUUUUCAUGUCCAGAGGAACCAGUUCAUCGACUAUUACUACUCGAUCCCCGAGGAUACGCCCUCUGCCAGACAAUACACAGCCCUGGGGCAGCUCCAUUACCAGCGCUUCCUGCAUUCCAAGAACAACAAUCCAUAUUUCUUCUAUGCGCCCUUCGCUGGGAUCCUUGUCACGCCUGCGUCUUAUUCGUUCCCCCCUCGCAUGAUGGCCAACCACUCGGAACAAUACCCCAACGGUUACCUGUCGCGGCAGAACUUCGCCGACUUCUUCGGGGUUCAGGGUAACGACAGGAGCAACUUUGUCGUCAAGCAGGGAUGGGAGCGCAUUCCGGACAACUGGUAUCGGCGACCAAUCGGCGACGAUUUCUCGCUGGUCGCCUUCCUUCUGGACGUGGUAGAGCAUAGUCUCGAGUAUCCCGCUCUUCUGGCCGUCGGGGGCAACACCGGGACACCUGACAGUUUCGCCCUGGUCGAUGUCGGGAACCUGACCGGCGGUGUGUACAACUCUGUCAACCUCCUAGACCCGGCAAAACUUGAGUGUUUUGUGCUACAGUUGCUCAUGACUCAGAUUCCGGACUUCGUGGGUUCGUUCUUCGCGAAUGUUAGUGCGGCAGCGGCGCCCUUGCUGGACCGCAUCGUGCAGACGUUGGCUGGAGCUGUGUGUCCGCAGUUGCAAGAGGUCCACACUGAGCUGUUCAAUAAGUAUCCAGGUUAUACCAAAGCCUACAGCGGCUAUGCUGGCUUGAAAUCAAGUGGUGGUCUUCUUGGAAGUCUACUGAGUGGACUUCUUGGAGGAGGCAGACGUUGA